GACGUAGCGCUGGAGGCGUUGGCCGGCUAGUGUCACUGUGUGCUCUGAAGAACCUGAGACGGAGAAGAGGACGUCCUUUCCUCAAUUAUCUAUGAGAGAAACCGGAGUCAAAUACUUUUAAACUUCGCCUUCCUCUUGUUUUAUUUGUCCUUCCACCAAGUGAUUCGCCGGAACCUGUCGAAAUGAUCAAAAACGGUCACCACGCCACCGACGACCAGCGGGAUGACGACGGUUGCAGAAAGCCGGGUGGUUCAGUGUGUAGCCCGGAGAAAAGGAAGCGGGUCGUCCGGUUGUGGUGUGACGGCUGUUAUGAUAUGGUGCACUACGGUCACUCCAACCAGCUGCGUCAGGCCAAAGCCAUGGGAGAUUACCUCAUAGUCGGAGUGCAUACAGAUGCUGAGAUUUCCAAGCACAAGGGUCCUCCAGUCUUCACUCAGGAAGAACGCUACAAGAUGGUACGCGCCAUCAAGUGGGUGGAUGAGAUCGUAGAGGGAGCGCCUUACGUCACCACCCUGGAGACUCUGGACAAGUACAACUGUGACUUCUGUGUGCAUGGAGAUGACAUCACGCUGACGGUGGAUGGUAAGGACACAUAUGCAGAGGUGAAGCGUGAAGGCCGUUACCGGGAAUGUAGACGCACACAGGGCGUCUCGACCACUGACCUAGUGGGAAGGAUGCUGCUGAUGACCAAAGCCCAUCACAGUAACUUGGAUAACCCAGAUUACCAGCAGCACACAGACAACUUUGGAAAAGGUCCUAAAGGCCACAGUCCGUGGACAGGAGUCUCACAGUUCCUCCAGACGUCCCAGAAGAUCAUCCAGUUUGCCUCAGGAACAGAGCCUCAGCCCGGAGACACCAUCAUCUAUGUGGCCGGGGCGUUUGACCUCUUCCACAUCGGCCAUGUUGACUUCUUAGAGAUGGUCUAUAAGCAGGCGGAGAAGCCCUACGUCAUCGUGGGUCUUCACUUUGACCAGGAAGUGAAUCGGUACAAGGGGAAGAACUAUCCGAUCAUGAACAUCCACGAGAGGACACUGAGUGUCCUGGCCUGUCGGUAUGUGUCAGAGGUGGUGAUUGGUGCUCCCUACGCAGUUGGCAAAGACCUGCUCGAUCAUUUUAAGGUUGACCUGGUGUGCCACGGCAAGACAGAGGUGUUUCCAGACAAGGAUGCGUCAGACCCCUACGCUGAGCCCAAGAAGAGGGGGAUAUUCAGGACAAUCGAUAGUGGGAACAAUCUCACUACUGAUGACAUUGUCCAGAGGAUCAUUGCAAACAGGCUGCAGUUUGAAGCCAGGAACCAGAAGAAGGAGGCCAAGGAGAUGGCAGUGAUCGAGGCGAUGAAAAAGAGAGAGCAGCAGGAGCAGCCCGAAGGUGCAGCCCAGGCCGCUCACUAGUGAGACCUCCGACCUGGUUCUCUGUCUGAUCCUCUCAUCCUGGCACACUGAGCUUAAGAGGGUGGACUCAACCGACCCAGACGGAUGGUCCAUGUUUUCCUGAACUGGACCUGGCUGUGUGAAUCGACCCAAGAGGGGCCAGUCGAUCUCCACCUGUCCACUGGGUGCAGAAUCCUGCUUUUAAUAUUGGGUGAAGCAGUGUGACUUGAACACUGCAUGGUUAACUUCUCUCGGCCUUCAUCUAUACAGACUACUCCAGCCUAACGCGAUUAGAUGAGAACACAAAGAAUCCAAACACGUACUACGAUCUAACCUGCAGAGUCCCUUUAAACCUGUCGUCCUCCACAGAGAACUUUUUAACAUUGUCGUCUGUCAUGUGUUGUUUUUAUCCAUGAAAUCACACACUGCGUGUUCCUGUAUAGGCAUAGAAGUGGUAUAUUAAGUUUGCAAUAAGCCAUAAUUUAAAAUGUAAAUGAAAUAAUCAGCUGUGUUCUUAGAUUUUAAACCAUAUUAGUUUUUAAUCAUCACUUGUCUUAGAGGUGUCAUCAGUAAUGUUGACUGUGGUCACUUUUUAUCACACUGAGAAAACUGAUUUAAUUUAUAGAAGUCACUAUGUUUUUACCCAUCCUUAGAAAACAUUAAUACUCUGUUGAAUGAUCUGUGGAGUAGUCUUUUAAUUUUAACUGUGGAUUUUAACUACCUGAUUUUGCACCGAGGGUGUGUAUGUGUGUAUGUGUAUGAGUGUGCGUGCGUGUGUGAGUGAGUUGAGUGAGGUCAGUGAGUGACUGUGUGCGCUGUAAAUGACAGUAAUGUCGUGCCUCAUUCCUAAAGCUAUAACUAAGUAAGGGCUGUGAACUGUAUUCAAAUGUCUAAACUACCAGAGUGUCUCUACAGCUGUCUGUAGCAUCGUCCUUCUCUCUUUAUUCUACUUUCAAGAAAUGUGUUUUAGAAAGCUAACAGAAAAAAAAAUUGGGACCCAGUAUCUCUGUCAAACUGCUGCAAACAUUUGUAGAUUGUUGAAGGUUUGAUUGUUGCUUUUCCUGUCGUUAUAUCGGGCAUAACUCUGAGGUAAAUUAUUAAUGGUGUGAGACUGCGUGUGUUUGUAACGUGUGUGUGGGUUGGAAGCAGGCUGAUGAAUAUAUGAGUUUCUACAUAUUAGACGGGAAUUUUCACAACCUUUCAAUCACUAUAUUGCAACGUGUAAAUCUCCCUUUUAAUAAAUAAAUUGGUAAUAAUGA
Molecule: messenger RNA, 2629 nt
Organism: Epinephelus moara (kelp grouper)
Lineage: Eukaryota; Metazoa; Chordata; Actinopteri; Perciformes; Serranidae
Gene: pcyt2
Product: phosphate cytidylyltransferase 2, ethanolamine
Exons: 12
Coding region: 183-1391 (402 amino acids)
Biological process (GO): phosphatidylethanolamine biosynthetic process
Cellular component (GO): cytoplasm
Molecular function (GO): ethanolamine-phosphate cytidylyltransferase activity
Source: RefSeq, a predicted model, not a curated record